CAUCAUCCUGCGGUGGAGGGUCGGUGACGUCGCAGAAUAAGCCACUCCUCUCCAGAGAGCAGCAACCGGAAAAUACCCAUUGGCUGAGGAAUGCGGCGACGUUAAGGCUCAUUAAUUUGAAGUCAGCAAAUCAUGGCUGGCUUCAGGCAGGAGGAUGUGGAGAUCUACUAUGACAUGGGAGAGGAGUUAGGAAGUGGCCAGUUUGCCAUUGUGCGUAAAUGCAAAGAAAAGAGCAGCGGAACUGAAUAUGCUGCCAAGUUUAUCAAGAAGAGGCGUCUGUCCUCCAGCAGACGAGGCGUGAGCCGGGAGGAGAUUGAGCGCGAGGUGAACAUCCUUCGGGAGAUUCAGCACAGCAACAUCAUCACACUCCAUGACAUCUUUGAGAACAAGACCGAUGUGAUCCUGAUCCUGGAGCUGGUGUCUGGAGGAGAGCUCUUUGACUUUUUGGCUGAGAAGGAGUCACUUACUGAGGAGGAGGCCACGCAGUUCCUCAAGCAAAUUCUGGACGGAGUUCACUACCUCCACUCUAAACGCAUCGCUCAUUUUGACUUGAAGCCUGAAAACAUAAUGCUGUUGGAUAAAAAUGUGCCGAACCCCAGAAUCAAGUUGAUCGAUUUUGGAAUUGCACAUCAGAUUAAGGAUGGAAAUGAAUUUAAAAACAUCUUUGGAACUCCUGAGUUUGUUGCACCGGAAAUUGUAAAUUAUGAACCCCUUGGGCUGGAGGCAGAUAUGUGGAGUAUUGGAGUUAUCACUUAUAUACUCUUGAGUGGGGCUUCUCCAUUUCUUGGUGAGACCAAACAAGAAACACUUACCAAUAUUUCAGCAGUCAACUAUGACUUUGACGAAGAGUACUUCAGCAACACAAGUGAACUCGCGAAGGACUUCAUUCGGCGACUGCUCGUCAAGGAUCCCAAAAAGAGAAUGACAAUCGAGGACAGUCUCCAGCACUCGUGGAUCAAGGUCAUUAAGAGACGAAAUGUUCGACCCGAAGAGAGCGAGCGCAAGCCUGAACGCAGGCGUCUGAAGACCACCCGUCUCAAAGAGUACACCAUCAAAUCCCACUCCAGCAUGCCUCCCAACAACACCUACAUCAACUUCGAGCGAUUUUCCCAGGUCAUGGAGGAGAUCGCAGCGGCCGAAGAAGGUCUGCGAGAGCUGGAGAAAAACCAACGAUCGUGUGGCGAGGAUGUGACCGCUCUGCUCUCAAUAUAUGAGGAGAAGGAAAGCUGGUACAAAGAGGAGAACGAAAGCAUCGCCGCAGACCUCAGUCAGAUCAAACAGGAGCUGCAGAAAGCACAAGCCCUGCGCAGGCAGAGCCAGGAGGAGGCACGCGCAGCCAUGCUGUCAGCUAAUGCCCUCAAACGCAAAUUCGGACGACUGGAGAACCGAUACGAAGUUCUGGCUGAGCAGAUGGACUCCGAGGUGCGCUGGGUGGAGGAGCUGGUGCGCACCAUUUCAGCUGAAAACCACACUCGCAGCACCAGCAUGGCUUGAGGUUUGCUUUUUCAAUCUAAUAAUGGCUAUCUACUAUCUUCGCUUGGUGUGUUCAGAGAUAUAUAGUGUUAAAAGAUUAGUUCACAUCCAGAAUUGACAUUUUUUUUAAUGAUUUGUUUGCCCCCUUUUCAUCAGAGUUAUUCAUUGCUUUCUUUAGUCGAUAAGAAAUCAAGAUUUUAAGGGAGAAUAUGCUGGAUUUUUUUCUCUUCAUAUAGAGGACUUCUAUGGUCUUCAGUAGUUUUUAAACUACUCUAAAAGAUUUCAGAUGAGGAAUAAUAGUCUUACCCAAAGAAAUCUGAUAUUUAUGUUUAAAAGUUUAUGAUCUUCUAAAUAAUGACUAAUCGUUUUGCUUAUUUUUUCGUCUGUGAAAUCCUUUGAAGCUGCAUGAAAACAGCAGGUUGGAUGUUAAAUCCACUGAGUACAAUAGAAGUCCAAUAUAUUGAGAAACUUCACGUUUUCCUCAAAAACCUUCAUUAAUUUUCAACUAAAGAAAGUAAGAAGAAAGGGAGCGAGUAAAUUACCAGGAAACUUCCAUUCAGAAAGUGAACUAAACUUUAAAUAUUGCGUUAAGCUUCAUGUAAUCCUGUAGGGUUCGUGCUACUCUUAGAACAAAUGCUCGAUCGGUUAAAAAUGUUUUUCCUCUAAAGGUGAGCAUGCAUUAAGAAUGAGCUGUUCGCUUGUGCAAUAUACAGUAGUAUCAGUUUGUUGCAGCUGAAACGAACAUUUAGCUUGUGUACUCGCAGCCUCAAUUAUACAUGCUGGAAUAGUCGAUAAAAAAUAUAUAUAUAUAUUUAAGAUUUGAGAAUCAAUUACAGCACUCAACACAAAGGAUAUUAAUGUACAUUAAAAGUAAUGCACUACACCAGUGUUUCUCAACCACGUUCCUGGAGGACCACCAACACUGCAUGUUUCGGAUGUCUCCUUUGUCUGUUACACCCAUUACCGGUCUUUCAGUCUCUGCUAAUGAGCUGAUGAAUCAGGUGUGUUUGGUUAAGGAGACAUGGAAAAUAUGCAGAGCUGGUGGUCCUCCAGGAACAGGGUUGAGAAACAUUGCACUACACAAUCCUCUAUGAGGAAUUUUAAGAUGCCAAUUGAUUUGUGGUGCUGCAUGUCUGCUUUCCUAUGCAAAUCAGAUCCUUAUUUUAUGAUGUGAGAUAAAUUAAAUUACUUUUAAAAUGUAUAAUGGUCCUAAAUGCUGUCUUUGGGUGAGCGGUAGAUAUAUAUAGUACUUGGUAAGCUGCUUCAAUUUAAAGGAAUAGAUCACCUCAAAAUUUGUAUUAUUAUUCACUCUCAGUUCUUUCCACGUCGAGUAUGACUUUAUUUCUAUUAAGGAAUGUAAAGGUUAAAAUUGUUUUGGACUUUCAUAGUAUGUACAAAACAGUUUGCGGUUUGCUAAACAAAGUCAUACAGGUUGGGAAAUGACACGAGGGCAAGUAAAUAAUGACAGACUUUUAUUUAGUUUUUUGCAUAAAGCGCACUUCGAACAUUCCAUUUUUUUUGUGUGUGACAUUCCAUAUGUAAAUGAGCAUAAUUAUCUCUCAGGAAAUAAUUGUGCUCGUUAAAGUCAUGGCAAUAUCUGUUUGCUUACAGUACUGUAUCCAUUAUUGUGUCGUUUUAUUACGUUUAUAUAAACAUACGAAAAACCCAUUCGAAUAAAAGUACUGAAGAAGAC
This is a messenger RNA of Danio rerio (zebrafish), 3166 nucleotides long. NCBI's taxonomy places the organism in Eukaryota, Metazoa, Chordata, Actinopteri, Cypriniformes, Danionidae. The record is from RefSeq and is a predicted model, not a curated record.